AUGGCACAAGGCCGCCAGUCCACACUAGGGAAAUUCCUAGGGAAGCAGCAGAAUGGAACGAAACCCAAAGCGCAGUCUACAUUGGCCUUCAACGGCAAGAGCAAUAAGAAGAAGACCGAUGCUACGAAGCCCGAAGAUGAUGAUGUUGAUAUGACCAAUGGCAAUGACACCAAUGGCCAUGCUGCCGAGGCCUCAGGCGAUGACUCGGCUUCGAAGAAGCACAGUCGGUCGCCUGUGGAGGACGAAGAGGAUGAUUCUGAUGAUCAGCCGGUUGUGAAGAGGAAGAGGACGACUGCUCCUGCCGCUCGAACGGCCAAGGCCAGCCCUAAGGCCAGUCCAAAAGUCGAGAAGAAGAAUUCUGAAUCACCUGUCCCUACGUCCACUGCAACCAAAAAAUCGAGUUCGCCAGUCGAAGAAGAAGACGUCUCGGAGGAGGAGGAACAUUCAGACAGCGAAGGAGAGAAGCCUGAAGUCAAGAAGAAACAAGCUGCCAAAGUUCAAGUCGCUCUGAAGAGCACGGGAAAAGAUCCAUAUCCAGACUGGAAGGCAGGCGACCCAGUACCAUAUGCCGCGCUAUGCACCACGUUCUCGCUUGUCGAGCUGACCACGAAACGACUCCAGAUUAUCGCAUACUGCUCAGCCUUCCUCCAGCAGGUGCUGAGACUAACGCCAAACGAUCUACUGCCUACAGUCAUGCUUAUGCUCAACAAACUGGCUGCUGAUUAUGCUGGCAUUGAGCUAGGCAUAGGAGAGUCAUUGAUCAUGAAGGCGAUCGGCGAGAGUUCUGGGCGGUCUCUGGCCGUCAUCAAGGAAGAUCACCGCAAGAUUGGUGACCUGGGGCUGGUGGCCGCAAAGAGCAAAUCGAAGCAAGGCCAGAUGUUCAAGCCAAAGGCUUUGACCGUACGAGGUGUGCAUCAGGGUCUGCUGGAGAUCGCAAAAAUGGAGGGACAUGGCUCUCAAGACCAGAAAGUCCGAGCAAUUAACAAGUUGAUGGCGUCUGCCGAUGUCUCAAGCGCCAGCAAGGCAGUCGAUAUCAACAAAGACAAGGGUGGUGCGUCAGAAGCCAAGUUCCUGGUUCGCUUCUUGGAAGGGAAACUCAGACUUGGGCUGGCGGAAAAGACUGUCAUCGUUGGUCUUGCUCAAGCUGUGCUGGCGAAGGGCGAGGCCGCCUUGAAAGAAGUCUACAGCGAGCUUCCGUCGUACGAGGUGAUCAUCCCAGCUAUGUUGGAGCACGGCAUCAUGAAGCUGCACGACUCGUGCAAGCUACAGCCUGGCAUUCAUUAUGUCGCCCCACAAGCAGAAAAGGAGUACCCUGCUGCUGAGAGCACGCUCGUCAAAGAUCCGAAAUCGUUCAAAGGGCUUGCCUCGAUCUUUUCACGUAACUCGGAAGAUCUGUCAAAGAAGUACCCAGAUAUUCUCGAGAAGCUCAACACCUGGAUCAAGCCUACCACAACCUCAUUCGUCCUCGACUGCGAGACUGUCGCUUGGGAUCCACAAAACAAGAAAGUUCUGCCCUUUCAACAACUCAUGACACGAAAACGCAAAGACGUCAAGACAUCCGAUGUGACAGUCAAGGCCUUCGAACCUGUUGAAGGCGAGUUCGCUUUCGCUCAGUAUGGCGACGCGACCGACAUCGACCAGAUCCAGACCCUGCUCGACGACUCUGUCAAAGCUUCCUGCGAAGGCCUUAUGGUCAAGAUGCUGGACACUGAGGAGUCUGGCUACGAGCCUUCGAAGAGAUCUCGAAAUUGGCUCAAGGUGAAGAAGGACUACCUGCAAGGUAUCGGCGACUCGCUCGACCUUGUCGUGCUCGGAGCAUACUACGGCAAAGGCAAGCGCACAUCUUGGUACGGUGCCUUCCUGCUGGCAGUGUACAACCCAGAUACACAAGUAUUCGAGACAGUCUGCAACAUUGGCACCGGCUUCUCAGAACAAUUACUUGAGGAGCUCCAUUCCGAGCUGUCGGAAAUCGUGAUCGACAAGCCUACCUCCGACUACUCGCACAGCACGACCAAGAACGACCAGCCAGAUGUGUGGUUCAAGGCAAAAUAUGUCUGGGAAGUCAAGACGGCGGAUCUGACCCUUAGUCCGCGAUACAGAGCAGCGAUCGAGGAGAUGGGUGCAGGCAAGGGCAUCAGUCUGCGGUUCCCACGGUUUAUCAAGAAGAGAGAUGACAAGAAGCCUGAGCAGGCGACGAGUGCGGAGCAGAUCAAGGAGAUGUAUCAGAAUCAGGAGAGCGUGAGUAAGGAUGCGAAGACGGGGAUUGAUGAUGACUUUGAGUAUUGA
Messenger RNA from Cyphellophora attinorum, 2286 nucleotides. Its product is annotated as DNA ligase 1. The record is from RefSeq and is a predicted model, not a curated record. Lineage: Eukaryota; Fungi; Ascomycota; Eurotiomycetes; Chaetothyriales; Cyphellophoraceae. Gene Ontology annotation, biological process: DNA recombination; Okazaki fragment processing involved in mitotic DNA replication; lagging strand elongation. The transcript has 5 exons. Gene Ontology annotation, cellular component: nucleus; mitochondrion. The coding region runs from base 1 to 2286 and encodes 761 amino acids. Gene Ontology annotation, molecular function: ATP binding; DNA binding; DNA ligase (ATP) activity.